UAAGUCCCUCUUCCGAUAACAUGCGAUGAAUCCCGUGGGUGAAAUGGCUUCCGCGAGCUUCUUUGCGUCGGCGAGAUUGCCCACUGCAUCGUUUCCUUCUCCGAAGGAACAGGGGAGAGGGCGAGCUGCAGUGUACGUGGCUGCUGUGCCUCUGAGGGCCGCCAAAGGCCCUGCCCAGAUGCUCAUGUCUGCGGCGUACUCGCUGGGGGUUUGGGACCUGCAGCACUUCAUGGUCGUCGUCAGACCAGAUCCGUCUCAGUCGCAGGUGGUCGUCUUUGAUUUUCAGCCUCAAGAUCCUGAGAACUUCUAUGCAUUACUUUCUGUCAUAUCUCAAAGACAGAUACCUGGAGUUGUUCUAAAAAGAAAGCUGCAGAGGAUACCUAAAAGUCGGUGCUGGUUUAUUGGAUUUUCUGAUGACGAUGGUGUUGAGGUGGCCAACAAAUUCAGUGAAGACUGGUCAACUCAUCUGACUGUUGGAAAACAUGACUGCCGCCAUUUCACAAAUGGAUUGGUGGAGUGCUUAACCGGACAGCAACAUGUAUUGAGCUAUCUACAAGCGACAUCCAGUGGCUAAACUUCUGGAUGCUGGAACAAAUUUCUCUCUCCCUGUAAAAAUACACAGGAAAAAGGCGAAUUUGAGCUAAUUGUUCUUUUAUAUAUCAAAUAUCUAAUCUACGGUGACAGUACACAGUACUACAUAUGACAAGGCUAUAUGGUGGUGCUCCGCUUCCUGUGUACGCUUUUUGUGCUGAAUCUUAUUCCUCGUACAAUUUGUGGGAUUGAAGGAUAACAUUUGUCUCACGAAUCCUCAUGUUCUCUUGCCUGCUGAAGAUGGAGACUUUUCUGAGAAGUUCUUAUCCAUAAUUCUGUUUGAUUUCCAAUUUCAAUGGCGAGUAUCUGUUCCACCAAGUCAUCUGCAUGUACAAGGAAUCUCCUGCCUUUGGUCUUCAACUACGAGAGGGACCUCCCUCUCCUUUAGAAACUGUUAAUGCACAUGUUAAUGGCUAUAAAAUCAAGCAUGCAGUUCUCCAAUAAAGAAGUCAGGCAUACAGUAAAAUGUGCAGUCCUUCACUUUGUAAUGGCGUCUCUCUUCUUUGACAAUGAAUCUCUAAAGGUCUGUCAUUAAACUUACAUGUAUUUGCCACUCGCAUAGACUUCUUAUGCAACUUGAUCUUGUCAUCAGUCUUAUCAUCGAUGAAUUCUCCAUG
Musa acuminata subsp. malaccensis (wild Malaysian banana) is the source of this 1208-nucleotide messenger RNA. RefSeq lists its product as uncharacterized. The record is from RefSeq and is a predicted model, not a curated record. Lineage: Eukaryota; Viridiplantae; Streptophyta; Magnoliopsida; Zingiberales; Musaceae.